Trematomus bernacchii (emerald rockcod) is the source of this 627-nucleotide messenger RNA. RefSeq lists its product as uncharacterized. The record is from RefSeq and is a predicted model, not a curated record. The transcript has 4 exons. The coding region runs from base 1 to 627 and encodes 208 amino acids. NCBI's taxonomy places the organism in Eukaryota, Metazoa, Chordata, Actinopteri, Perciformes, Nototheniidae.
AUGCUGACCAACAACUGGGAGGCGAGCGAGUGGCUGGGGCUGAUCACUGCAGGCCUGCUGUGGGUGGACUUCAGAAAUGCAGAGAAGGAUGAGGAGCACUUUGAGAUGUGUCUCAGCUCUCUGGAGGAGGAGAUCAUGUUUAACGUGGGACACCUCCUGGCAGUUGAAGAACCUCAGGGAGAGGUGGUGGAUCAGCCUGAACCAUCAAAACCCCGCCUGAAAAAGAAACCAGGGAGAGGGUUUCGCCAUGCUCUCUCAAAGCUCUACAUCCAUGAUUCAGGUGAGAUAAUCGAGCCGACUGUCAGCAGCAGGAUCACAGUGGAGCUCAGUGAGAAAGCUGGAGAGCAUUGUUACUGGCUGGAGAUUAAAGGCAACGGCUGUAAAUACUACAGGAACGUUGUCACCAACAGAUACCUGGGAUUCGACCCCAGCAGGAACCAGGCCCACUCUGAGGUCAGCCCCUCUGAGAGAGAAGAGUGGCUGAUGUUGGUGGACCAGACGGACCAGAGCCAUCAGAGAGCCGUCAUCGUCAAGAACAAACAGUCUGGGAUGUUCCUGGCAGUCCAAAAUGGCCACUUUACCGGACUCACAUUUUACAAUGAAGACUGCAAAUGGUUUUUAGAAUAA